UCAUCUGUCAAAUUAAAGACGUAAAUAGAAAUGUUUUUACGUAAAUUCGCGCUAAAAUUAUUUUUAAAACAUAAUUUUCUUUACAAUUCCUACCAAAGAAAAUUAAAAUCUUUCUUACUUUUAUAAAACAGCGUGUAAAUAAUCAAACCUGGUAGCGAUAAGUAACAAAAAAUUACAAUGAGUGAUUCAUUACAAAACUUCGAAUUAAUUUUGCAGAAAAGUAGUAAAAGACCUUCUCUGGGACUUUAUAAGGACAAUAAACAAGAAAACAAACAUACUUAUAAGCCGCAGGAUGUGAUAUCAAGUGUUUCUCUCCAGCUAAAAGCGUUUCAAGUGGCUGAUUCUGUAAAAAGUGAAAAGUGUAAACCUAAAGUUUUACCUAAGUGUAAGAACUCUGAUUUCUUAAGUGUUAGUAAUUUACCGGUGUACGAUGAGCCACAAAAAUCAAAAUUCGACACCCAAUACGCAACAGACACACAACUCAUAAACAUAAUAGAAGAUGCUGAAAUCAUCGACAUCCAUCAUGGAAUGACACAAGAGUUCGAAACCACCUUCUGUCAUCAUACGGAGAAGGUUCUGGAUGAAGCGGAUGAUGAGAAGAACAGAGAAGAUAAAGAUGGAUGUUUGGAUGACGAUACAGUGGAUGAUAGAGUUGAAAGAGAUACAGAAGAUGUAAAUAAUGAUAAUAAUGUAGAAAUGGAUACAUCUGUAAGUCUAAUCUCUCCUAUUAUUAAUAGUAAUAGAGUCAAAUAUGAAGAACCAACUAUAAAUAGCGGUAGAAAUAAAGAUUUUGGAGCUGAAAAACAAAAUAUAGAAUGUAUAGAAAUUAACGAUGAUGAUUUAGCUAUAGAAAUGCCUUUAAGUCCAAUUUUUAUUCAGAAAGUAACGAAACCAAAAUCUAAAACACCGUCCCCAAUGGUAUUUAGUCUAGAAAAGUUCGAAGAGUUUGAAAAGCUGUCAGAACCGGUGUUAAUAGGCGAUGAUUUAAAAAUAUCAAAGAAAAUCAUCAAUUCACAGAUUCUUGAUAAAGAAUUAAAUAUAAAUAUGGACGAAGAAAUAGCAUUGAAUGCACGGAGUCCAGUUUUACAAAAUAAACCUAAAAGGAAAAUAAAUAAAGAAUUUAAAACUAAACUACUUAUAGACCCAACUUCAGAAGAAGAUAUAGAAUUAAUAAACCUAGACAAAGCUACAACAGACAAUUUAAUUAAAGAAGUAACAAAAGGAGAAAGUAGAAGAUUAAAAGAAGUUUUAAAAGAUGAGAUUUUGUUUAGUAGUGACGAAGAAGAUUUGGUUCAAGAGAGUUUGCAAGAUCUCCCUUUCACUUGUGCCUUAGAAACUUCCUUCUACGAUCAAUCUGAUGUUCUGGACAAGACUAUGUAUGUAGGAUUUCAAACAGCUAGCAAUAAGUCCAUACUGAUAUCCACAGAUUCCUUUGCUCAAGCGAAAAGCAUAUUAGGCGAUGUUGAAGAUGACGUCACUAUCACUGAAAUGGUUAAAAACUGUGAGAGUAAUGUUAAAAAUACAACUAAUAAUGAGAAACAAGGUGAAAUGGACUCUAAUGAUAAGAAGACAGAGUUCAAAUUUAUCAGCGGUAAUGAAAUAGAUAAGGUUGUUGAUACAGGACAACCAGAUUCUGGUAGUUUUAAAGGUUUUAUGACAGCUAGUAACAAACAAAUUAGAUUAUCUCAAAAAGCAUUAGUAAGAAGUAAGAAAGUAUUUCAAGAUAUUGAUUUGAAUGAAGAUUUUGAUAAGAGAACCGUAGAAGAUGAUGAUAAUGCAGAAGAAAGUGAGAAGUAUAAAGAAGACAAACUAGAAAGAGAAGAUAGAUUAAACAUAGAAGAAGAAAUACAAAACAUUGAUGAUGCUUUAAUACAAGAAUUUGAAAAUAUUGAAAUGUCUUUGAAUGAUGAUAAAAAAGAAGUAGGAGUAAAAGGAGUAGCUCCAAUAGGUUUUAGAACGGCUAGCAAUAAAGAAAUAGAAAUCACAGAUACAGCUUUAGCAAAGAUAAAAGAUGUUUUCAAAGAUAUUGAUUUGGAUGAAGAUUUGAAUGAGUUAGAGUUUAAAGAAGAUAAUUUUGAAAACAAGGAUCUAGGAAACAUCGGUAGAGAUAUAAAAUCUACAACUGAAAUAGGAUUUAAAACUGCAAGUAAUAAAAACAUACAUAUAUCUAAAGAAGCGAUAAGUAAAACAAAGAAUAUAUUUCAGGAUCUAGAUGAUAUUAAAUUUCCUAUUAAACUUGACAAAGUAUUGAACAAAAAUGAAGGAAAUACCUCUGAAAUAAAUUCAACUGAAACAAAGGCUGAUUUUGUUGGUUUUAAAACAGCUAGCAAUAAAAAUAUCAAAAUUUCAGAGGAAGCCUUAGCAAAAACUAAGAAUUUAUUUCAAGAUAUUGAUGAUACAGAACUUCCAAAUAAAAAAACAGAAGAAAAUUUUGCUAAAGAAGAAAUAUUCGCCAAACCUAGUACUAGCAAAGGCUUUACAGGCUUCAAAACUGCAAAUAAUAAACAAAUAAAUGUCUCCAAAGCAGCUUUAGCUAAAACUAAACGAAUAUUUGAAGAUAUAGACUCUGUAGAUUUCAAAAUACCUAACAAACGUGAAGCAAAUUCCAAAAACUUGAAAGAAACUGAAGAUUUAACUAGUGAAUCUAGUUUUACUGGCUUUAAAACUGCAAGUAAUAAGAAUAUUAAAAUAUCUAAUGAAGCUAUGGCUCGAACUGAACAAGUUUUCAAAGACAUUGAUUCAGAGAACUUCAGUCAUCCAAAACAAUCUACGAAAACUGAAGAAAAUACCAAAUUCAAUACUGAAACUAGUAAAACAGGCUUUGUAGGAUUUAAAACGGCAAAUAAUAAAGAAAUCAAAAUAUCUGAAAAAGCUUUGGCUGAAACGAAGAAUAUGUUUAAAGAUAUUGAUGAUACAAAUUUUAAAUAUCCUUCUAAACAUGUUAAAACUACUGAAAAUGACAAAAAAGAUGACAGUAAAGCUAAAACUACAGAUUUGUAUGGACCUUCGACAAGUAAAGCUUUAUUUGUUGGCUUUCAAACUGGAAAUAAUAAGAAAGUUAAUAUUUCUAAAGAAGCUUUAGUUAAAACGAGAAACAUAUUUAAAGAUAUUUUAGAAAAUGAUCCCAAAUCCAACAAAAAACCUGAAGAAAAUACAAUAGACGUCGAAACUGAAGAUUUUAAUAAACCGUCGACGAGUAAAGCUAGUUUUAUCGGUUUCCAAACAGCAAAUAAUAAGAAGAUAACAAUUUCAAAGGAAUCUCUAGCUAAAACAAAAGAUAUAUUCAAAGAUAUCAAUGAAAUUGAUCUCGGAGAAACAAGUAAAGGUGAUGACGAUACAGAAAUUGCGGCAAAUGAACCUGACAAAGCUCCAUAUCCACUAUCAACUAACAAAACAAGUUUCAUAGGCUUUAAAACGGCAAAUAACAAACAAAUACAUAUUUCUAAAGAAUCUCUAGCUAAAACUAAAAAUAUAUUCAAAGAUAUUGAUUCUAAUGACGUCACAAAUGCAAAUAAUCUUGACAAAGGUGAAGAAAAGCUUCCAUAUCCAAGUUUAGAAGAAGAUCUCCAUCCAAUGAAAAGUUUAACUGGUUUUGUUGGUUUCAAAACUGCAAAUAAUAAGGUUAUUAACGUUUCCGAAAAGGCUUUGGCUAAAACUAAGAAUAUUUUUAAAGAUUUAGAAGAAACUGUAAUUGAUUCUACUAAUAUAACUAAAAAAGAUUAUCCAGAUAUUGAAAUAGGUACGAAAGAAUGUGUUAGUAAUAAAGAUGGAAGUGCUACAAGUAUUAAAGAUAAUAAUUUUAAAAUAAACACAAAUAAAAUGCCAAAAUUUCAAGGCUUCCAAACAGCUAGUAACAAAAAGGUUGCAAUAUCAGCAGAAGCUUUACUAAAAUCUAGAAAAAUAUUUGAAAAUAUUGACGCCAAUGAAGAUAUGAUUACUAAAAACUUAAAAACAGGCAGUAUGAAUAAUUUAAACCUUGCUAAAGAUGAUAGAGCACAGAAAAAUGAACCUAAUUUAGAUAUAGAUAAGAGUAAAAGUCCUAUUUUCAAAGGUUUUCAGACAGGUAAUAAAAAACCUGUACCCAUAUCAGAAGAAGCAUUAGCCAGAAGUAGAAAACUCUUUCAAGAUUUGGAAACUAUGCAAGACGAACCGGAACCUGCCUUUCACGGUUUUAAAACUACUAACAAUAAUGAGCUAGAAUUAUCACAGAAAGCUUUGAUAGAUGCUGUGAACAUAUUUGAAAAAGAAUUGCAAGAUGGUUCUCAAUUCCAAACGGUAAAUGAAAAAGUUAAAAUAAAUAAAGAUUGCUUACAUCCAAGACUACUUAAAGAACUUGAGGGUAGUGAAAAUAAGAAAAGAAAUGACGUUUCGAAAAUAAAACCCAAUAGUGAUGUUAAUAAAAUUGACAACGGUGUAAGAAAUAAACGCCCAUUUACUGAAGUAGAUACUUCAAAUAACAAAAUAACUGAUUUAGACGAAGGAUUAGAAAACAUAAUAAAUACACAAGUUUUAAAUAACUUCGACCAAAGUCUACAUACUGAAGAUUUUCGUGAAACACCCGUUAAAGCAAAACGACCGUCGAGUCCAAUCUUAUCAUGUCCCAAAGCGAAAAAACGGAGAAAAUUCGAAACGCCAUACUCGCAAAAACUACCAGUUUUAAAGAAAAAAGAAAUAAUAAAACCAAAUGAAGGAAAUAAAAUCAAAUUCAAAGAAAAUUAUAAGCGAAACAAAGAGUAUACUUUGAAAGAUUUGGACAAAAUGACACGAAAUUUCGGUACGAAAAUUGAUUCAUAUUUGACGAAAUUUCGUUUCGAUAGCUUAUUACAAUUUGUGUUCAAAAAUGAAAGAAAUGAUUUAACUGAUAGUGAUUUAACUAUUGAAUCUUUAAAAGAAUAUUUUAGUAAUUCAGUAAAUUGUAAAUUGAUACCGAAAGGAUGGUUGGAUAACCAUUUAAAAUUGAUACUAUGGAAGCUAAUAUCUUAUGAGAUCAAAUUCAAUCAUCUGUUUUGUACCGCAAGAAAUGUGGUAGACCAAUUAAAGUUUCGCUAUGACGUAGAAUUAUUUAAUGCUAAAAGGCCAGCGUUGAGGAAGAUAUUUGAAAAAGACGAUGUGCCAUCGAAGACUAUUGUUUUGUGCGUCGCUGAAAUAUAUCAAGACGGCGUCAGUGUUAUCAGUGCAUCAACAACAAACAAUAUGGAACUACUCCUGACAGAUGGUUGGUACUGCAUUAAAGCCAAUAUUGACAAGAUGUUGGCCCAACAUGUGUGUCGAGGGAAGAUAGUGGUUGGCACCAAGUUGGUCACCAAUGGGGCUGAGUUGGUUGGCUGUGAACAGGGUGUUUCGCCGUGGGAGGACACCACAGCAAUACGCUUAAAACUCUUCGGCAACUCAACGCGCCGAGCCCGUUGGGACGCGCGCCUCGGUUACCAUGGCAACGCCGCCAUCUUGUCCCAGCUGUCAUCUGUCAAAAUAGAUGGCGGGAAAGUGUCGAAGCUAAGGGUUUUUGUGACUAGAGUCUAUCCUGCUUUGUAUGUGGAGAAAUUUGAGGAUGGGAGCACUGUGACAAGAUCGGAGCGCUUAGAGCACUUACACCAAGUGAAGACUGAAGCUGAAAGACAGGCGGUGAUGGAGAGGAUCUAUGAAGAAGUUGAGAGGGAGUUCUCAGACCAGGAAUCUCAAGACUCGGAAAGUUUUACAGACUCUUGUCACAAGAGAGUGUGUUUGGACAGUGGAUCGCAAAUAGCUAAGGUUAUGAAGAGGAGCAGAGACCCUGAGGAGUUUAGGGCUGGCCUAACCUCCACCCAAACCAGACUCCUAGAAGGCCACACAUCAAAACAAAGAGACCGUCUCCUACAAGAUGUGCAGAAGAGAGUGAGAGAGAAGAUGGAGAAAGCAGGAGUGCAAGUGAAUAGGAACGUUGUUAUGUUACUGAAGAUAAGAGUCGCUGGAGUCGUGGAGAGGAGUGGAGUGGAGAUUAGUAAAGGCAUGAUGUCAAUAUGGAAACCGACGGAUGCAGUCACGGAUAUGAUCAAAGAAGGAGUCUGGAUGGAUGUGCUGAAUGUGGUGCCUACUGCUGUCAGGUACAACGAAAUUCAGAUAUCAGCGGGCAGGCAAUCCAUCUUCAGCCUAUCGAAAUUCAAAGAACCUGAAGCCUUGAAACCUUACACGAAAACACUGCAACGCAUCUCCUACACUAUACACCAACUAGUCCAAAACCCAUCGAUGUCAACCGAUUAUAAUGAAAUCGAUACAAUCGGUUUCAUCUUUCUAAUCGAUCCACCGAUUCACGAUUUCGACUCGACUAAACAGCCUUUCCAAAAUAUCUACCUUUCAGAUGCUUAUAAAAAUAUUAUUUGUAUUAAUUUCUGGGGUGGUCUCAAGAAAUUUGGGUACGAAAAUGUUUUAGAUACUGGUCAGAUUAUUUAUUGUGGGAAUUUGCAGAAGCGCGCUGGCAACACUAGAAAGAGUAUACCGCAAUAUAGAGUGACGGAGUUUACGUAUUUUACCAAAACUCCUAAGAAUGAAUGUGCUAGGAAUUUGAUACAUGAUUUGAGCAAAAAAUUUUGCAGUUUGGAUCGUAGAAAAUUUUGUGAAGACUGUGUUGUGUUGAAAAAUAAUUUCGCUAUCGUUAAGAGUAAUAAUGAAAACAUAUCGCCUUAUAGGUUUAAUAAUAGUGACCAUAAUUUUUCCAAAAAUAAAAUGUUCAUCGAUUCGCCUCUAGCUAGACCUGUUAAAGAUGAUUUCAACCUUACCGGCUUAGAUUUUGAGUCCACUUUCCGACAAACUGACACGCAAAAUUUAUCAGAAGAAGUUUUGCUUAGGAAGAAAAAGGUUAAUGAAAAAAUUGCUCGACUCAAAAUGUAUGGAGAACCGCCUCCUCUAUCAACCAUUCACAUCAUAAAUAGAUCUAAAAACGCUUCGAAUUCAUACAAAAGUCCUUUAAAUCCAAACCAGAGUAACAUUUCAAAAAUCCCGCCGAAAAAAUCGAAAAGCGAAACUGUCAAAAGUGACAGUUGUGAUAAUGUUGCCAGCGUAAAAGAAACUCCCGAGAAAAGUGGUAAUUUAAAUGAUUCUGAUUUGGUAUGCAGUCCUGUGCUUAUGAAUAGGACUUAUGUUAAGAAUGUUAAUCCUGUUAAGAUUAAUUUUGAUGUUAAAGAUAAUAAUGAUAGUAAUGUUGAUCAUUUUGCUGAAGAGUUUGACGGGAGUCCGCCUUUGAGUCUAGAUUAGAUUAGAAUCUCCUCCACUAGCCCUAAAAUUAUACUUACUUUUUAAUACACGAUAUUUAUAUUUCCGCCUAAAGAAAAUUUUGUUUUAUGAUACACGUAAUUGUAUAGUUAUAUUUCAAUUUAUAACAGUAACUAAACUGCCUCCUUAAGAAAUUUACAUUACUAUAAAGUCAACAAU
Spodoptera frugiperda (fall armyworm) is the source of this 7404-nucleotide messenger RNA. It is a transcript of the gene Brca2, whose product is annotated as breast cancer type 2 susceptibility protein homolog. The transcript has 9 exons. Gene Ontology annotation, biological process: regulation of DNA-templated transcription; double-strand break repair via homologous recombination. The record is from RefSeq and is a predicted model, not a curated record. The coding region runs from base 178 to 7227 and encodes 2349 amino acids. Lineage: Eukaryota; Metazoa; Arthropoda; Insecta; Lepidoptera; Noctuidae.